CCGAAUCAUCCGUCGGUACAGAGGAACAAACGGUGCCGCCGUCAGUCAGUCAGUCAGUCUGCAUCAUCCAGCCAGACGAAACGGUGGAUCCUUUGUGGCGGGUAUCCUUUUACGCGCGAGUUCCGACUUCCGUCCAAGCGCGACUAGACAAGCUGACGUCGACUUUGUCGACCUCCUUUGCUUCGUGCCGUUCGUCGUGUGUCGCGCCGGGUUGUCCGUUUUUGUUUUGGUCCGCUGGUUCGUCGCGUGGUUUUGUCGCAACGAGGUCGACAACCAGUCCGACAUUGUCGGGCGAUUGGCGGGAUAAGUGGGAGGCAGGUGUCGGCGGGAUUAGUGGUGUGAAUUUUAGAAUGUGGUGAUAAUUGGUGGAUGAUUGGAGUGUGGGUUGGACCGGGAAACAAGCUCGUCGACAGAGCGGUACCGGCUGUUGAUUAAUUAUCCGUGGUCGGUGGCGCUGGUUAUGCCUGAUAAGCCGAAAUCGAUUUACAACUUGGGCAACGUUUGUUUGUGUGUGGGCGGGGUAAUAAUGGGGAAAGUGUGUUAAUUAAAAUUCCGUGUCCGUCGUUCCGCCCUCUACGUUGUCGCGCCCCCUCCUGAAAGUAUGCAACAAUAGUAAUUAAUUAAAAUUUCAUGAGAAAAACAGAUUUUUAACCUCGGAACGUAAUUUAUGUGCGAACAAUGAGCGCGACCGUGUUGUUUGGCAUUCUGUGCGGGGUCCUGACCGUGACCAGCGCUUCCCCGGACGGUUACCUGAAAAUGUUUCCCUCCGUGCAACAGUCCCAGUACGAUCCGUGCUACGACGAAGACCGACCCCGGCGCUGCGUUCCGGACUUUGUGAACGCCGCCUUCGGGGUCCCCAUCGUGGCGUCCUCCACCUGCGGCCUCCGCGGACCCGUUGAAGUCUGCGACAGUCCGGAGCUGCUCGGUCCGUGUCACCAGUGCGAUGACUCCGUCCCGCGCAAACGCUUCCCCGCCUCCGCCCUAACCGACGUCAACAACUCCAACAACGUCACCUGCUGGCGCUCGGAACCCUUCCCAACCCCGCUCGGCAUCAACGAACCCCCGGACAACGUCUCCCUCACGCUAUCCCUCGGCAAAAAGUACGAACUAACGUACGUCAGCUUGACCUUCUGUCCGGGAGCCGUCAAACCGGACUCCAUGGCGAUCUACAAAAGCGCCGACUUUGGCAAAACCUGGCAACCCUUCCAGUUCUACAGCUCCCAGUGCCGUCGGGUCUACGGCCGUCCAAACCGCGCCACCAUCACCAAGUCCAACGAGCAGGAAGCCCGCUGCACCGACGCCCACCGUCACAUGGGCGAAUCCACCGGCAUCCAAGGCUCCCGGAUCGCCUUCAGCACCCUCGAAGGUCGCCCCUCCGCCUCCGACUUCGACUCCUCCCCCGUCCUCCAGGACUGGGUCACCGCCACCGACAUCCGCAUCGUCUUCCACCGGCUCCAAAUGCCCCAGGAGUCCAUCGAAGACCUGCUCCUCCUAGGUUCCCCCCAAGUCCCGCCCUCCUUCCGGCAGUACAAAAACUCGCUGGAAAAUGACAGCUCGACGAUCGCCACCUCGAGCCCGCCGACGCUCACCCACCACUACGCGGUGUCGGACUUUGCCGUGGGCGGGCGCUGCAAGUGCAACGGGCACGGGUCAAAGUGCGUGACGGGGCGGGACGGGGAGCUGGCCUGCGACUGCAAGCACAACACGGCCGGCAGGGACUGUGAGCGCUGCAAGCCGUUCCACUUUGAUAGGCCGUGGGGGCGGGCGAACGCAAGGGAAUCGAACGAGUGUAAAGUGUGCAACUGCAACGGGCACGCACGGCGCUGCCGCUUCAACAUGGAGCUGUUCAAGAUGAGCGGCCGGAUCUCCGGGGGCGUCUGUCUCAACUGCCGGCACGCGACCACCGGCCGGCACUGCCACUACUGCCGCGAGGGCUACUACCGGGACGCCACCAAGCCGAUCACGCACCGGAAGGUGUGCAAGCCAUGCGACUGUCAUCCGAUCGGAUCCUCGGGAAAAACGUGUAACCACACAACUGGCCAGUGUCCCUGCAAGGACGGCGUCACCGGACUGACCUGCAAUCGAUGUGCCCGAGGUUACCAGCAAAGUCGGUCACACAUUGCCCCCUGCAUAAAAAUCCCACGGGUCAUCAGUAUGGUCCAUCCACAGAAUACGGCACCGGAUCCGCAGCGGCACGAUCCGGACGAACCUUCCUACCGCACGGACGCCGGAAGGGAGUGCGGAAAGUGCAGAAUCGGCACCAAGCGGCUAAAUCUAAACAAGUUCUGCAAAAGAGAUUACGUAAUAAUGGCCAAGGUGACAGCAAAGGACACGAAGCCCGACAACGGAAACCUAAAAAGCAGCAGCAGCAUCACCACAAACACAAACAGCCAGAACAGUUACAGCCACAGCAGCAACGACGCAACGGCGGUGGUAAAGUUCACGCUAAGCGUCCAAAAGGUGUUCAAGCGGAGCCCCAGCCCCGGCAGCCCGCUGUCGGUAGCGCUGAGAAGGUCGUCCCAGCACGUAACCCUCGUCGUGGACGUCCAAGAUCUCGAGUGCCGCUGCCCAAAAAUUCGAGUGAAUAAGUCCUAUCUGAUCCUGGGUCGGGACACCGAGGGACCACCGGGAGCGCUCGGCAUCGGGCCGCGUUCGAUCGUCAUCGAGUGGCGUGACGAAUGGCACCGACGGCUAAGGAAAUUUCAACGACAGGCAGUCCACACAUGCCACCACUGAUCACACAACAACGACGACGUCGACGAAGCAGACGAGAUUUUGCAACAAUAGUCGAUUAAGAUAUAUAUUUAUUGAUUAAAGUAAUAAAUUAUCGCUAAAUUAUGUAAGAUCUGCGCUUUGCGAUCCUUCCCAAACCUUCCGGAACAGGCCGGAAUCUUCUUCGUACGCACCAAAUGCUAAAUAACCCCCUUCCCUGUCGGUCCAGGGAACAGAUUUAUGGCAAGACUUGUCCAAGAUUUAUGCAUCGAUUCUGUUUUCCCACGUGUGACGACGAAACACACGACGGUGAUGUUCCACUACUAACAUUCCUACCCUUCCCCUUACUUAGAUCGUUUCCAAGUAGCCAUGGUAGCAGCAAAUCUCAAGACGUUGUAAAUCUCUCAAAUGUAUAACCUAACAAGCAACAAACAUCUACUUGUAUAUCAUUGCCAAUCGUUACUUUUACCAGUCACACACACUCUAGUAGUAGUAGUAGACGUAAGUUAGUACCUCUUAUUACGAAAGGAUAUUUAUGUGAUUUGUUGAUCGUUGAAGUUUCCUUAGCUCUCGUAGAUGCCACUAGACUCGCUCCCUACAACACACUUCCUAACUAAUUGUAGAACGCGCAAAAAGAAUAAUAAAAAAACACGUGUCGCCAUAUCAAAGCAGUAUUUUUUACCAGUUAAGAAAAAUUCGUGUGAUCAUUAAAUACUUAACAAAAAAAAACUCACUCACUUUUAAACUGUAAGAUACUUGAUAAGCGGUAUGUGAAAGAAACACAAAAAUAAACCAUUUUGACGACAAGCUGAAGUUUUUUU
Messenger RNA from Culex pipiens pallens (northern house mosquito), 3533 nucleotides. It is a transcript of the gene NetA, whose product is annotated as netrin-B. The coding region runs from base 679 to 2736 and encodes 685 amino acids. The record is from RefSeq and is a predicted model, not a curated record. The transcript has 7 exons. NCBI's taxonomy places the organism in Eukaryota, Metazoa, Arthropoda, Insecta, Diptera, Culicidae. Gene Ontology annotation, molecular function: protein binding.